Molecule: messenger RNA, 963 nt
Organism: Metopolophium dirhodum (rose-grain aphid)
Lineage: Eukaryota; Metazoa; Arthropoda; Insecta; Hemiptera; Aphididae
Product: bolA-like protein 3
Exons: 5
Coding region: 286-624 (112 amino acids)
Source: RefSeq, a predicted model, not a curated record
AUAUUAGUAGAUAAUAUAAGAAUUCUUAUAUUAUCUAUGCCCCCGACCCCCGCCGACCUUGUCGAUUCCAGUCCAUUAUAUCCAUUAGUCCCCGUGGUCCAGCCGAAAAAUAGCAGAUUGCUGAUAAGUCAGGAAAUUGGGAACAGUCAAAUCCAGCGGCUGACCGAUCUGAUGAAUUUAGGAGCACACGGAUUGUGGCUAGUACAUGAAUUUUACACAAAUUAUUGUUUCUGAUUUCAUUGGCAUAUUCAGCUCUACAUAGUUAUUUUAAAAAAUCUUGAUAAAAUGUUUCAAAUCACAAGACGUAGUGCAAAAUUAUUUAGUUCAAAUUUUAGUGCUUUGAGAAAAUAUGCAGAUACCCCUAAUGUAUCAACUCUAAAAGGUGGUGAAAAUAUUUUGUAUUUGUCGUUACAAAAAAAAUUUCCUCAAGCCAAAGAAAUUAAAAUCAAAGAUAUUUCAGGUGGUUGUGGUGCAAUUUUUGAAGUAUUUAUUUCCACGACAGAAUUCAAGGGAAUGAGUAUGGUAAAACAGCACCAACUUAUUACCGAAGUUUUAAAAGAUGAAAUUAAGUCAAUGCAUGGAAUACGAAUACAUACAGAAAUACCUGUUGAAAAUAACAAAUAGAAUUAAUUAUGUAUAAUAAAAAGGAAAUAGUUAUUGUAAAAUAGAAAAUGACUUUUCUGUUGUAUACAUUUUUUUCAUUAUGAAUAAUAUGCUUCAUAUGCGAGGGGCCGAGGGCCAUUGGCUGUUUAAUGUUCAUUAAUUUUGUACCAUUAUUAUAUCAUCUAUACUCUGUCUCAAAAGAGAACAAUCUCGCUUUGUGCUUUGUGAAUGAUGUGAUUGGCGAGUUCAGAACCACUUUAAGACUAAGUUGUUGGUAGGAGAAGCAAAGCACUGACUAAAAUUUGUAAAAAUGUUUGUAAUUCAGAGUAUAUUAAUAUAUUUUAUAAGUGUACACAAUGA